Colletotrichum graminicola M1.001 is the source of this 1476-nucleotide messenger RNA. Its product is annotated as cytochrome P450. The record is from RefSeq and is a predicted model, not a curated record. The coding region runs from base 1 to 1476 and encodes 491 amino acids. Lineage: Eukaryota; Fungi; Ascomycota; Sordariomycetes; Glomerellales; Glomerellaceae. Gene Ontology annotation, molecular function: oxidoreductase activity, acting on paired donors, with incorporation or reduction of molecular oxygen; iron ion binding; heme binding. The transcript has 5 exons.
AUGUCGAUUAUUGUAUCCGUCGUAUUUCUGGCAGUCUUAGGGGUCAUAGCUAAGGGCGUGUACAAUGCUUUCUUGCAUCCCCUUCGUCGCUACCCUGGCCCAAAGCUUGCCGGACUUAGCCGUGCUUAUUACCUUUUCUUCGAUGUCCGAGGCGUGAGCCACUGGAAGGUCAAGGACUGGCAUGAGAAGUACGGCGAAGUUGUCCGUAUUGCACCUGGCGAACUGUCCUACGCUUCCGGCCAAGCUUGGCAGCAUAUCUAUGGUUUCCCCAAUAAGGAUGGACUCGGGAACUUUGAGAAAGAUGCGCAAUGGUGGAACAAGAACGUCAACGGCGUCGAAAACAUCCUGACCGCAGACCAUGCGGGCCACAAGCGCAUGCGCCAGCUCCAAAACCCAGCCUUCUCAGACAAAGCCUUGAAGGCGCAGGAGUCUGUCAUUACCGGCUACAUUAAGCUUCUCGUCCAAAAGCUCCAUGAGCAGGCGUCCAGCUCCCCAAAUUCCAUCGUCGACAUGAACUCGUGGUACAACUUCACUACUUUUGACAUCAUCGGAGACCUCGCGUUCGGCGAGCCUUUCUAUUGCCUCCGGGAUGCCAAAUGGCAUUGGUGGCUGCAUGCUGUCUUCGACAUCUUCCAGGCGGGCACUUACUUGCGAGCUGCCCGCCGGUUCCCCUCGCCCCUGUUUGAGAUGCUUCUGCUCCUUAUUCCGCGUCGCCUGAUCAAGACUAGAGUUGCCCAGUUCAAUUUUGGAGUCGAGCGUGUGAACCGAAGACUCGAGCAAAAGAAUGACCGCCCCGACUUCAUGUCCUACAUACUCCAAGGCAGCGAUGAGAAAGCCAUGUCGGUCGAAGAGAUGUACACCGCGGCUCAGGUUCUCAUCGUUGCUGGUAGUGAAACAACGGCAACCGGUCUAACCGCCGCUACCUACCUGCUUUGCGAAAAUCCUCACACUCUGGAAAAGCUCGCCGUUGAGAUCCGUGGCACGUUUAAGAACGAAGAUGACAUUACCAUCCAGAGCACUGCCGGACUGAGCUAUCUUAACGCCGUUGUCGAGGAAGCCCUUCGGCUUGGCCCUCCCGGUCCCGGGACAUUUCCCCGCGUGGUUCCUGAUGGCGGAAGAACAGUCUGUGGGCAAUUCGUGCCUGCUGGAUACUCUGUCGGGGUCCAUCACCUCUCUGUCAACCGCUCACCGGUAAACUUCCGUGCACAUGACGAGUUCCACCCCGAGAGAUGGCUUGGCGACCCGAAGUUCGAAUCCGACAAGAAGUCCGCGGCUCAGCCCUUCUCCUUUGGGCCAAGAAACUGUAUUGGAAAGAACUUGGCUUAUGCUGAAAUCCGCACAAUCCUUGCUCGUGUCGUAUGGAACUUUGAUAUGAAGUUGCAUCCAGACAGCGCAGGGUGGCUUGGUAGGCAGAAGAUGUAUACCACUUGGCAUAAGACCGAGAUGAAGGUCUUUCUAUCUGCAAGGGAAAGGUGA